UUGGUGCAACUUUUCCCGUACGACGAAGGGGGCUCCACCUCCGCGUCGAUCGUUGCUAUUUGGGGGGUGCUCUAGCACCCUCAUUUUCAGUGGCAGGGGUUUAGUGUGAGUGUUUGUCCUGUGGUGAACGGGAGAACACGAAAACGCAAAAAAAGGACGAAUGAGGGUCGGUCGGUGGGCAGGUGUUAUGUCUUCCUCUUCCUUCCGUGGAGCUACGUGUAGUUCGCAGUUAGUGAAAAUUAGCAUGAUUCUCAGUGUAUUUAAUUGUUACUCCGCUGAAGUGUCCUGAAUGGAGAUUGUCUACUUCAGGUGGUCAUGAUAGUGCUGCGAACAAACUAGAACUAGACUGGAAAGCACAUUUCGAUGUGAACAGAAUAUUAUGUAAAUCUGUCUUCGUCGCGGGGAAGUGAACGGGAUCAACAAUUCAAUGCACCUGGAGGAAAGUUCAUUGCUACAAGGGUGAAGGAAGAAAUAAAAAAUGGUGGUCAAAACAAGUUUACUGACGGAUCUCUAGCGGAGUACUUUCGGAACUAGAUUAUCCUGUGCCAAGUGUUACUGUUUCUAAAACAACGAGGAUCUAGUCUCACAAAGCAGUAAGAGCAAACCAAAAAAAAAAAAAAUACAAGCGAAGCGAACCACUUCGACCAUUAUCUCUCGCGCGCGUCGAAGUUAAUCGAAAUAUGGAGCAAUGCAAUAACGAUCGCCCCUGUGUGAUCAGCAGCGGGAACUUCUUUCCGCAGUCGGCAUCGUCGCCGAACCACAAUAACAACCACAACGGCAGCAGCCACAAGCAGAAACAGCACCAGCACCCGCAGCACCACUCGUCACUCCAGCACUCCCCGCCACCGAUCAGUAGACAUCUGACUCAGAAGCAUGAUCCGAACCUGCACAGCCCAACCGAUCAGUCCUCGCUGGGUGAGAUCGAGGUGAUUCUGGUACAGCAGCACAAGCAGGACGCCCUGUCGGUGAUCAUCCAUCCGCAGGAGAGUAUGCAGCAGAUCAAUAUGUGCUUGAGCGGUUCCGGCAACCCCGGCUCGGUCGACUCGAUCAUGUCGUCGGACUUCCAAACUCUGUCGCCGAUGCACGAUCGCGAUUCGCCUGUGAGCAUCAGUGCGAACACGUCGUACGCCACGUUGACUCCGCUGCAGCCUUUGCCUCCAAUCUCAACCAUGUCGGACAAGUUUGCCUACUCCAUAGGGGGAAACAUCUGCGAGGCGUUCCCAGGAAUGAACAGCAGUUCCGUCGGUGUGAACAUCGAGAUCAAUUCCUGCUACAACCUGGAGAAGCUCGGAGUGAUUCAUUCACCCGUGCACAUCAAUUCGGUGCAGGAACUGUCACCGACCGACGUCCAUCACACGCUGGACAAGAAUCACGUCCUGAAGGAUACCAAGCUGGAUCACCACCUGUCGGACAAGGACGUCGAUGUGGUGGACGGGAAGAACGAAUGUAUCCUGGUACGUGCCUCUCCGAUUCCUUCGAAUCUCAGCUCAGUGGACGAUCGCUUUCUGACGUCGGCAGCGAAACCGGAUCUCAGCCGACAGAAGGACGACACCGACCAGUUCACAAGUACAGUGCAAUAUCUCGAUCAACCGAGUGACUCGGAUGUGAUCCACGGUGGUGGCUUAAAUGGACCCGGCGGGGCCGGAUCCGGCAUCAAGGACCAUCAUUCGACAGUGUUUCUCAACAAGUCUUUCAGUUCAAAAGCAAACAUAAGCGACCUUAAUCUGUGUAAAGAAAUUGUUAUAGAUGAUGUGUACGAGGAAUCCGAAUUGGAUGACAAGAAGUUGGAGGACUCGUUGACCGGUGGUCACCAUUCACUGUCCAACGGUGGCGGUGGAAAGAAUGGCGGUUGCGGAGGCGUUGGAUCGAUGAGUGACGUCGGUUGUCUGAACGGUGGCGAUGCGGAGGAAAUCAACACAAAGGAACUGGCACAUCGAAUCAGCUCGGAGCUGAAACGGUACAGCAUCCCGCAGGCCAUCUUUGCGCAGCGUGUGCUCUGCCGGUCACAAGGUACCCUGUCCGAUUUGCUGCGGAAUCCGAAACCGUGGUCGAAGCUCAAAUCCGGCCGGGAAACGUUCCGGCGCAUGUACAAAUGGAUCCAGGAGCCGGAGUACCAGCGGAUGUCGGCGCUCCGGUUGGCAGCAACCCAAUCGGCGAAACCAGUGAACGCAAAGAAGCACGAGGAACCGGAACCGAACGUCAUGAUGGGGCACACGAAAAAGCCCCGACUAGUCUUUACGGAUCUGCAGAGAAGGACACUUCAGGCGAUAUUCAAAGAAACUAAAAGACCUUCGAAGGAGAUGCAGGUGACGAUUGCCCGGCAGCUGGGUCUGGAACCGACGACGGUUGGAAAUUUCUUCAUGAACGCGCGGCGUCGCUCGAUGGACAAGUGGAAGGAUGACGCGAUGAAGGCGGCCGCCGCAGCGGCAGCGGCUGCGGCACGAAACGGCAGCGGUGGUGGCAGUAGUGAAACCCUCGGUCUCGGUAUGCUGGGCGGAGGCGGUAGUAAUAGUAGUAGCAACGACGAUAACCUUAUCCUGGAGCACCUGAAAGACGACUCGUCGGACGAAGCGCUCGGCUAUGACAGUUCGUUCGCGUCCGACGGCGGUCCAAUGGAACAUAACUAUCAGCAGCACGUUCUCAACUAAAAAGCAAAACGGUACUUUAAUUUAUUGAAACAAGCAACCAAAAGUAAGAACAAAAAAUAAGUGGGAAUACACACAAAGUAGAGCGAGAAACGGGGGAGCAGAACUUAAAUUAAUUCACACGCAAAAAAAAAACAAGUUAAGGAAAUGCAAACGCUAGAUAAAUAAAACAAACACAACAAUAUAAGAAACAAAAAAUAAACACACACACACAUAUAGUAGGAUUAAUCAGAGUAAUAAAGGAAAGAAAAUUACAAAAAACGUAGGUGUGUGGCUAUUCACGAAAGCUUGUGAGACAAAAAAAAAACAGAAGUACUCUUAAGGAUUAGUAGGUUUUCUUUGCAUUUUAAACCAAAUUUAAUUUAAUUUAAAUUAUUAACUGAAAAUGAAAACAAGUAAGAAAAAAUCUAGUCUGUUCUUUCGAAAAAAUAAGUACUAAGACAAAAACUGUACAUGUACUGUAAAGUUGAAACCUAUCAUUAAAUGAUUUGAAAAACAGAA
This is a messenger RNA of Malaya genurostris, 3146 nucleotides long. RefSeq lists its product as uncharacterized. The record is from RefSeq and is a predicted model, not a curated record. The transcript is spliced from 5 exons. Gene Ontology annotation, cellular component: nucleus. Bases 681 to 2648 code for a protein of 655 amino acids. Gene Ontology annotation, biological process: regulation of transcription by RNA polymerase II. NCBI's taxonomy places the organism in Eukaryota, Metazoa, Arthropoda, Insecta, Diptera, Culicidae. Gene Ontology annotation, molecular function: DNA-binding transcription factor activity, RNA polymerase II-specific; RNA polymerase II cis-regulatory region sequence-specific DNA binding.